AUGGCGGGCACAACAGAUGUCUCGCGCGUCGAGGCGCCGGUGACGAUGAAGGCGUACUUCAUGUGCGCCUUCGCUGCCUUUGGAGGUAUCUUCUUUGGCUUCGACUCUGGCUACAUCAACGGCGUCAUGGGCAUGGAGUACUUCAUCACUCUCUUCACCGGCCUCAAGAAGUCGGACUUCCCGCCUCCAAACGAAGACAAGUUUACCCUGCCGUCGUGGCAGAAGUCUCUGAUCACCUCCAUCCUCUCUGCUGGUACCUUUUUCGGAUCUAUCGCCGCUGGUGACUUGGCGGACUUCAUCGGCCGUCGAACCACUAUCAUCAUUGGCUGCGGUAUCUUCAUCGUCGGUGUCAUCCUGCAGACGGCCUCCGCGGGACUCAACCUGCUCGUGGCCGGCCGUCUGAUCGCAGGUAUAGGCGUGGGUUUCGUCUCAGCCAUCAUCGUCCUGUACAUGUCUGAGAUUGCGCCCAGAAAGGUGCGAGGCGCCAUCGUCUCGGGAUACCAAUUCUGCAUCACCGUCGGCCUGCUGCUGGCUUCCUGUGUCGACUACGGCACCCAGUCCCGCCAGGACUCGGGCUCGUACCGUAUCCCGAUUGCUCUGCAGAUGCUCUGGGCUCUCAUCCUGGGCGGUGGACUCUUCCUGCUCCCCGAAUCUCCUCGCUACUUCGUCAAGAAGGGCAAGAUGGAGGAUGCGCAGACCGUGCUGGCCCGGCUCAGAGGCCAGGACAGAGACUCUGACUAUAUCCGUGAGGAGCUGGCUGAAAUCAUUGCCAACAACGAGUACGAGAUGCAGGCCGUCCCCAACGGAUACUGGGCUUCCUGGUUCCAUUGCUUCAGCGGCAGCCUCUUCAACCCGGCCAGCAACGUCCGUCGUAUCAUUCUCGGAACCUCCCUGCAGAUGUUCCAGCAGUUCACCGGUAUCAACUUCAUCUUCUACUUUGGCACCACCUUCUUCCAGGACCUGGGAACCAUCGACAAUCCCUUCCUCAUCGGCCUGAUCACCACCUUGGUCAACGUCUGCUCUACCCCGAUCUCCUUCUGGACGAUUGAGAAGUUCGGUCGUCGUGCGCUGCUCAUCUGGGGUGCCGUCGGCAUGUUCACAUGUGAAUUCAUCGUUGCCAUCGUUGGUGUCACGGACGGCGAAAACAGGAAGGCUGUCCAGGCCAUGAUCGCGCUUAUCUGCAUCUACAUCUUCUUCUUCGCCUCCACCUGGGGUCCAGGCGCAUGGGUCGUCAUCGGAGAGAUCUAUCCCCUGCCCAUCCGAUCCAGAGGCGUCGGUCUCUCUACCGCCUCCAACUGGCUCUGGAACUGCAUCAUCGCCGUCAUCACCCCCUUCCUCGUAGGAACCGAUAAGGCCAACCUGGGCGCCAAAGUGUUCUUCAUCUGGGGCUCGCUCUGCGUAGGCUGCUUCAUAUUCGCCUUCUUCCUCAUCCCUGAGACAAAGGGCCUCACCCUUGAACAAGUCGACAAGAUGAUGGAAGAGACCACUCCCAUCAAAUCCGCUAAGUGGAAACCUCACAGCACCUUCGCCGCUGAGAUGGGCCAUAUCUCUGCCGCCCCCUCAGACGAGAAGAGCAGUGCCUUGGCCGAUUCCGGUGCCGUCGACGCUUCAGGCGCCGUCUAG
Molecule: messenger RNA, 1623 nt
Organism: Microsporum canis CBS 113480
Lineage: Eukaryota; Fungi; Ascomycota; Eurotiomycetes; Onygenales; Arthrodermataceae
Product: monosaccharide transporter
Exons: 2
Coding region: 1-1623 (540 amino acids)
Biological process (GO): carbohydrate transport; transmembrane transport
Cellular component (GO): membrane
Molecular function (GO): carbohydrate:proton symporter activity
Source: RefSeq, a predicted model, not a curated record